Esox lucius (northern pike) is the source of this 1071-nucleotide messenger RNA. RefSeq names its product carboxymethylenebutenolidase homolog (Pseudomonas) (gene cmbl). The record is from RefSeq and is marked provisional. NCBI's taxonomy places the organism in Eukaryota, Metazoa, Chordata, Actinopteri, Esociformes, Esocidae. Gene Ontology annotation, molecular function: hydrolase activity.
AUUAACAAGAUUAACAAUAAAGAUGGCCAACGAGGCAAAGCCGUGUCCAUGUGACCUCGGGGACCGGAUGGAGUACCGAGGCGUUGGCCAGGAGGUCCAGAUAGAGCACAUCAAGGCCUAUGUGGUCCAGCCUCCCUCACACUCGGACAAGGCCGUCAUCGUCAUCCAGGACAUCUACGGCUGGCAGCUGCCCAACACCAGAUACAUGGCUGACAUGCUCGCCUCGAACGGAUACAUUGCCGUGUGUCCCGACUUCUACAUGGGAAAGGAGCCGUGGAGUCCAUCUGGCGACUGGUCCACCUUUCAGCAGUGGCUGGAAGAUAAGAAGCCCACCAAUAUCAACAAGGAGGUGGAUGCAGUCCUGAGGUUCCUGAAGGGCCAGUGUGGGGCCCAGCGGAUUGGAGCGGUGGGCUUCUGCUGGGGCGGAGUAGCCACUCACUACCUGGCACUGCAGUACCCCGAAGUCAGGGCAGGGGUCUCUGUCUACGGGAUUGUCAAGGAGAGGGAGGACAGGUACGAACUGAAGAGCCCCACUCUGUUUAUCUUCGGAGAGAAGGACGAGAUCAUCCCACUGGAUCAGGUGAGCGUCCUGGAGAAGAACUUGAAGGAGAAGUGUACAACUGUUGACUACCAGGUGAAGAUCUUCCCGGGCCAGACUCAUGGCUUUGUUCACCGGAAGAAGGAGGACAUAAACUCUGCAGACCAGCCCAAGAUCCAAGAGGCAAGGGCAGACAUGCUCAAUUGGUUAAAUAAGUACAUGUAAAAUAUACAGUACACUUGUAAAUCUAUGAGUGUGCCGUGGUUGGCGUACUGAUUUGAACACAGAUUUAAGUAUUAAACCCUUGAUUCAGAAGUGCAUUGUAAACAAAGCUGUUGAGUUGUUCAAAGAUUAAUUGGCAUUUGCAAUGUUUGAAGUGACUUUUGAUUUAGUACCUUUUUCUUUUUCCACAUUAUCAAACCAGACCUGAUAUUUAAAUGCCAGGUUUGAAUGUAAAUCAUAUUCAGUUGUAUGAAGAUAGAAUUUAUAUGCGUAUGAUACCUUUUCAUAUGAAUAAAGAUGUUAUGUCAUCU